Messenger RNA from Pelobates cultripes (western spadefoot toad), 763 nucleotides. The record is from the annotation of a GenBank genome assembly. Lineage: Eukaryota; Metazoa; Chordata; Amphibia; Anura; Pelobatidae.
AGAGGAGGAGAUGCAUGUUUGAGAAGCCCUCUCCUCCUCUGUGUUGCUUAUAGACGAUCUGGUACACUAUGUAGAGAUCCUGAAUGAUCUUUUGUGGACAGCCUUGUUGCUGCGGUGGAUGCAAGUUCAGAAAUCCUGUAAGCUCCUGGGGUCUGAGACUUCCCGUGUUAUGUGCUACUGGUACAUUAUGUGGAACCAGGAAUAUGACUUCGCUCAGGGUGUCUUAUACGGAGUAUCCAGUAUUUCAGGAUUUGCACAUUCUCUGUUCUGCCACGUUCUAGGAGUGGUCUCAGGGUGUGUUUCAGACAGUGGGCUUGAGGACGGUCCGUUUCAUCUAGACACAGAUAAUCCCGAACACCUAGAAGCCGUAAUCCGUUCUAACCCAGAGUCAGUUUAUAUGUCAACAAGCCAACAAGCCAACAUGACCUCCUGUCGAAAUUACACGUGUAUCCUCGCUCAAAAAAAACCCCAUUAUUAACCUCGAUUCACAGAGGGGAAACGUUCCUCAUAAGAGACUGGAUCAUAUUUUUUUUUUUUUUUUACCAUGUUACCGUCUCUGUUUCUAGUCCGGUGAUCAUUUUGUGAAUAUAAUUGAUUGUUUACCUGUGUGAUGUCUGUUGCGUUAUAAAAUUCAUACAGUAUCAUUUUAAAGGGCCUCUUCCUUUUUUUUUUUUAACAACUGACGUGUACGUUGAUUGUUGGCCAGCCUCAAGUUAACCUCUUCCAUCAAUCAAGUUACACCUAGUGAGUUGUGAGAAACGCU